This is a messenger RNA of Nylanderia fulva, 2206 nucleotides long. It is a transcript of the gene Tmx3, whose product is annotated as Thioredoxin-related transmembrane protein 3. Gene Ontology annotation, cellular component: endoplasmic reticulum. Lineage: Eukaryota; Metazoa; Arthropoda; Insecta; Hymenoptera; Formicidae. The record is from RefSeq and is a predicted model, not a curated record.
UCGAUAUUCGGAGUUCUCCCGUCACUCCCGAACGCACAGCUGGUCGGUGGGCGAAAUCAGCGACGAGCGACGACACGUUCUACGUAAUAAACGAGGGAGUAACGAUGCGACAGAACGCGUGACGAGCUUGAGUAGACACAGAGACGUGCACUUGUCGCUAAACACCGUCCGUCCGCGUGCAUCGGAAAGGAAAGAAUUAUGCAAUUGCGUUCGACACACCCGUGUUACCGAAGGAUCAGAUGAAGGAGGCUGCCUUUCCUUUUACUUUCUCGACGUCUUGAAUCUGCGAUCAGAAUGGUUUCCCUCACGCGAAUCUCUUUCGUUACACUUCUCUAUGCUUUUUCAGCAAUUUUGAUGCACACGGCAGGCUCGCGCGUGCUCGAAUUGAGUGAUAGAUUUCUGGAUAUACACAAAGAUGGACAGUGGCUUGUCAUGAUGUAUGCGCCAUGGUGUGCACAUUGCAAGAGAUUGGAACCAGUUUGGUCUCAUGUCGCUCAACAUUUGCAUGCAACAUCAAUACGAGUGGGACGUGUGGAUUGUACUAGAUUUACCAGUGUGGCGACUUCAUUCAAAAUUAAAGGAUUUCCUACCAUUCUAUUUUUAAAGGGUGAUCAAGAACAUGUAUAUCACGGUGACAGAACUAGAGAUGAAAUAGUCAAAUUUGCUUUAAGAUUAAGCGGUCCCCCUGUGCAAGAGGUAACAAGACCUCAGAGCUUUGAUAUUAUAAAAAGAGAUCGGGAUCUCUAUUUCUUAUACGUAGGCAGUAGAUCUGGAGCUUUCUGGGAACUUUAUCACAAGACUGCAAAUGUAUUUCAAGCACAUGCAUUCUUUUAUCAAUCUCACCCGAACGUCGUAAAUAAACACGCGCCUGUAGAAAAUGUUCCGGCAGUAUUCGUGUACAAAGAAAGCUCGCAUUAUAAUUUCACUGGACACAACUUGAGUGACAUAGAAAAAAUGAACGAGACGCUUUACAAAUGGGUGAACGCGGAACGUUUCCCGACAUUUCCGAAAGUGACCAGAGGAAAUAUAAAUCAAUUAUUCUUAACAAAUAAAAAUCUCGUUUUAGCGGUAGUGGAAGAAAAUCAGUUAGAAGAGGUCGCGCCCGAUAUGCUGGAAUUUAGAGACAUGGUCGAGUCUGUGAUUAAGAGCAAACGAGAGAAAUAUCACGAUCAUUUUCAGUUUGGUUGGAUAGCUAGUCCCGAUCUAGUCAAUAGCAUAGCGAUGAUGGUACUACCUUUACCGAGCUUAAUUGUGAUAAACACAACUACUAAUCACCAUCACAUUCCCGAUGAUGAAACAGAGAAACUGACUCCGUACGUGAUAGAAUUGUUCCUAGAGCAGAUUCGCAAUGAAAGUGCUCCGCGAUACGGUGGAAACACUUGGAUAGUACGUAGUUAUAGAACUUGGUUUGAAUUGAAAACUACUCUGGCUUCAAUGUGGAAGGGCAAUCCUAUCUUAAUGACUGUAUUGGUCGGUUUACCAGUUGGAUUCUUGUCAUUAAUAUGUUAUGGUAUUUGCUGUCCAGAUAUCUUGGACGCGAAUGAUGAAGAAGAUGAAAAUGCUGGAGCGAGCCAUAUGAAGAAUGAUUAAAAAUCAUUAUGGAUAUAUAUUAUACAGAGAAUUUCGAGAUGCAAUUUUUUUAUUAUAUGUAGCGUACAUGAACGCUUAUGAUUAUGUAAUAUGUUCUUAAGAAAAAUUUGCCAAAACAGUUUUAAGAUUGUGAGAGUUUUUAUACAAUAAUGUAUAUCGCUAACAUUCCAUAUAUUUUUAUUUUUGGUAAACUCAUCUUUGUGUAUAUGUACUAAUUUCUUUUAUGAUUGUGUUGUAAAAAAAAAUCCCGAGACAAUACACCGAGUUAAGUGAGUAUGUACAUACUCGGAAAAAUUUGUCUUUUAACAAAAAGCUUUAAAAAAAAGAGAAUAUAAGAUAUAUCAAAAAUUUGUAUAUUAGACACGACUGUUCACGUAAUUUGUGAAAGAUUGUAUUAAGUAUCAAACAUUGUUUUUUUUAUAUAUAUAUAUGGAUGAAAUAACGUUAAUAUAUUUAGCAUCAUGUAAGUUGUGCGAAAUUGUUGUUUGUUGUAUUGUGUAGACUGCAAGCGUGAUUGUGUGAUUUCUUUUCGAGAAGGAAAAAUAAUCUCUUGCGUGUGUUAGGCGUUUGCUGAAUGUAUAUUUAUAUGUAUCGAAUAAAAAAAAUAUAAACUAAA